AGUUACAUCACACGAGACUAGCUUGUGUUAUAUCACUAAAGUAACAGAUUAUGUUUUUUAGUAAUAUCCAAGUACUACAGGGGUAUUUGGAUCAUAACUAUGAUUAGCGGACUCAUCUGUUCUGUGUCUUUAGUAUGGAUGACAUUCAUGCGUUACUAUCAGGCUCCCCUGGUAACCACACAGAUGCCAGAAGGUGUAUCUGUUAGUAAAAUCAUAUUUCCAGCUGUCGGUAUUUGCACCAAUAACAGAAUCAGCAAGAGCGCUAUCGAGGAACUAGCUCGAAAUCUGCUACGAGAAGAACGAAAUAAGAAUUAUACGGAGAAGCAAAUGCUAUCCUUACUUCUUGGACUUGGUUUGUUAUAUAAUCAACAACCUAUGAAUGAGAAACUAAUGCAGCCAAUGAAACUGCAUCGCGCCUUAGGUGACUACGAUGUCAAUGAGCUUAUGCGCAAUUUGACACCCAGAUGUGAAGAUUUGCUGAUGAGAUGUGCUUGGAACGAAAUACCCAUGAACUGCUCUGACCUAUUUGAUUUUCGUUUGACAAUGAAUGGUUAUUGUUGUACUUUUAACUACUUGCGACAGUCCGACAUUACAUUUGAGGAUAAAUCGGGCGGAGCGCGCAGUAUAGAUAUGUAUAAAUACGGGAACAAGUCUAAUUUUGAUUUUGGUCAAGGACUAAAGGCAUUAAUUAAACUAAAUACAAGCGAUGAUUUUUACUACAACAUGCCUUUACAAGGAGCCCAGUUACAGUUCUCAGACGCCUACGAUUUCCCCGAUGCACCUAGCGGCAGCUUUGCAAUGCAAAUUGUGAACCCAAGUGUCGAGAUGGUAGUUUUUGUAACGGCAAGUUUUACGGAGGCAUCUCGAGAUAUACAACACGUGCCGACUAAGCUGAGACAGUGUUUGUUCUACGAUGAGUCUUCGUAUUUGCCAUUCUACACACACAGUGAUUGUUUGCUAAAAUGCAGAAUGCUAUUUUUAUUAGCUAAAUGUAAAUGUACUCCAUUCAACAUGCCAAAAAUGGUCAAUAAUCGAACAUGUGAUAUAAGAGACAUACCCUGUUUGAAAAUAUAUAAUGCUCAAUCGACAACGGUGAGACCUAAUGUUGACAUGAUUUCGCCGGAGUUGGAGUUGGAUAUGGUCGGAGGCGGCAUCAAUUGCCCCAUGUGUUAUCCCAGUUGCUCGAAAACCGCUUACAGUUAUGAUUUCAUGAAUACAAAAAUAUGGCCGGACUAUAUGAACACAGUUCCAGAUGGCGAUAGGAUGGACUGGUUACAAGGCGCCAAUUUUACAGGAACAUCGAUGGUUCACGUAAAGUACGCGAGGGAAGUUGCCGACUGUUAUGGGCAGAAUGUUAUUAUGAAAUGGUUCGACUUAAUUAGUAAUAUUGGAUCGACUUGUGGAUUUGUAACUGGAUUUAGUUUCGUAUCAGUAAUUGAGUUUAUCUACUUCUAUACUGUAAAGUUAUAUCGUGAGAUCGGUAAUCGUCGUCGUCAAGAAAAACGAAUUGCCAGUGAAACGUCCACAGUAAACAAUUUCGAACCUAUUAGUCGAUAUAGGCCGAUUUACUGGCAUGAGCUUGGAGGAUCAACUCAAUGGAAACAAGGAUCUUAUUAUUAG
Messenger RNA from Vanessa tameamea, 1620 nucleotides. RefSeq names its product sodium channel protein Nach-like. Gene Ontology annotation, biological process: sodium ion transmembrane transport. Gene Ontology annotation, cellular component: plasma membrane. The record is from RefSeq and is a predicted model, not a curated record. Bases 100 to 1620 code for a protein of 506 amino acids. Gene Ontology annotation, molecular function: ligand-gated sodium channel activity. Lineage: Eukaryota; Metazoa; Arthropoda; Insecta; Lepidoptera; Nymphalidae. The transcript is spliced from 10 exons.